AUGAGCGGGGGAGGGGGGCGGUGACAGGUGAGGGGGCGUGGGGGGCGCACGUAGCGGGGGCCCCAGUACCAGCUGGCGGCCCCGGCGCGGCGUGAUGUCGUCCGGGUCGCGGUGCCCGGUGUGCGCGGAGCCCUGGGUGGCGCCGCGGCUGCUGCCGUGCCUGCACUCGCUGUGCGCGCCCUGCCUGCGGCAGCUGGGGCAGCUGGGGGCGCCGGGCGGCGCCGCGGCCCUCAGCGUGCUGUGCCCGGUGUGCGACGCCGAGGUGGCGCUGCCGCCGGGCGGCGUGGCGCAGCUCACCCCCGACUACCUGGCGCUGGGCCGCGGCGCGGCGGCUGCCGGCGGGUGCGACCUGUGUGCCGACGGGGCGGCUGUGAGGCGCUGCCGGACCUGCGGGGCCCACCUCUGCCUCUUCUGCUCCCAGGCGCACAGGAGACAGAAGAAGACGGCUUCUCAUGCUGUGGCAGAGUUGGAGGACAUCAAGGAUUGCAGCCAAGCUGGGAAGCUCCUCUUCUGCCCUUCCCAUCCGACAGAGGAGCUAAGGCUGUUCUGCGAGCAGUGUGACCAGCCCGUAUGCCGGGAUUGCGUUGUAGAUGGGCACCGGCAGCACCCCUAUGACUUCACCGGCAAUGUCAUCCAUAGGCACGGGAACUCCCUCCGGGAGCUGCUCAAGAGCACCCAGCAGCACGUGGGCACCCUAGAGGAUGUGCUAGAUCAGAUCAAUGACAUGGGCAAUGCCGUCUGCAGUCGCGCAGAGGCUGUGGCCGCAGAGAUCUGUCCGUUUGCCAACGGGUACAUGAAAGCAAUUGAAGAGCACCGGGACCGGCUGCUGAAGCAGCUGGAGGACUUGAAGGUGCAGAAGGAAAACCUGCUGCACUUGCAGAAAGCCCAGCUGCAGCAGCUGCUACUGGACAUGAGGACCGGUGUGGAGUUCACAGAGCGCUUGCUGACAAGUGGCUCAGACCUGGAGAUCCUCAUCACCAAAGGGGUGGUGGCAAGCCGGCUGGCAAGGCUGAACAGCGUUGCUUACAGCACCCACCCCAGCGUGGACAAUGGGAUCCAGUUCUCUGCCCAGGAGAGGGCCGGGCAAUGCUGUGGCUAUGAAGUUUUUGGGACCAUUCUUAACAAAGUGGCGGAUCCAGCCAAAUGUACCCUGCAAGGGGAAGGUAGUGGGGUGCUGUGCAACAGCCUAAUGGCAGCCAGCUGCAUCCUAAAGUCACCUUUCCAUUCUCAGCACCCACCUGAUCUCCACAAUGCCCGUCAGAACCAGCUGACUGGCUUUACAGUGCUCUGCAAUGACACCACGGGGGAGCAGAUGGGGAGAGGAGGAGAGGCUGUGCUGGUCACUAUCACUCACAAGGACAAGAAGGACUGUACAGUAAAGGCAACAGUGUGUGAUAAUGGUGAUGGGACCUACCAUAUUUCCUAUAGCCCUGAGGAGCCAGGCUUGUAUGCUGUCUGCGUCUGUGUGAAAGGGCAGCAUGUACAGGGCUCUCCAUUCACUCUGACUGUGAAAAACAAGUUCCGCAAGCACCAAGGUGUGUUUCACUGCUGCACGUUCUGCUCUAGUGGAGGCCAGAAAGCUGCUCGCUGUGCCUGUGGUGGGACUAUGCCAGGUGGAUACCAGGGCUGUGGCCAUGGACACAAAGGUCACCCUGGCUGCCCCCACUGGUCAUGCUGUGGACAAGUCAUGGAGAGCUGCGAGUGUUUGGGUGGGCCACCCAGCGACACCUCUCAAAGGAGUUUGCUCAGGACAGUGGCUCUCUGAACAGCCAGGUGAGCCCCUGGGAACCUAGGGCCUUCCUACUGGCUGCUGUAUAAGCACAAGCCAUGAAGAUCACCAUAAUCACUGCAUAGCCCUUGUUGCCAGAUAACAGCAUCCCAAUGGGUGUGAACCUCGAAAGGGGGAUGAGGGAAAAUAAAAUUGUGCCUUACAUUCUA
Messenger RNA from Dromaius novaehollandiae (emu), 1938 nucleotides. It is a transcript of the gene TRIM45, whose product is annotated as tripartite motif containing 45. Lineage: Eukaryota; Metazoa; Chordata; Aves; Casuariiformes; Dromaiidae. Bases 95 to 1765 code for a protein of 556 amino acids. The record is from RefSeq and is a predicted model, not a curated record. The transcript has 6 exons. Gene Ontology annotation, molecular function: protein binding; ubiquitin protein ligase activity; zinc ion binding. Gene Ontology annotation, cellular component: nucleoplasm.